Molecule: messenger RNA, 1234 nt
Organism: Solanum verrucosum
Lineage: Eukaryota; Viridiplantae; Streptophyta; Magnoliopsida; Solanales; Solanaceae
Product: vesicle-associated protein 4-1-like
Exons: 7
Coding region: 201-983 (260 amino acids)
Biological process (GO): endoplasmic reticulum membrane organization
Cellular component (GO): plasma membrane; endoplasmic reticulum membrane
Source: RefSeq, a predicted model, not a curated record
CUUUAUCAGCCGCUGAAUCGACGAAUUACAGAAAGAAAACAAUUUCCCGAAGACUUGUUUCUGACCUUCAAAACAUAUUGUCAACGUCGUGAAAGAGUUUGCUCACUAAGGACAAUUACAAGCUGCCCUAAUUUUUAAUACCGGAAAAUUGCAACUUGUCGUCGGAAAACUCGACUAGAUUCCGGCCAAAACUCCGUCCUAUGGCCAUCGCCGACCACCACAAGUCACAUAACUCCGACGGAAAGCUCUGGAAGCUUUGUCCUCUCUGGCAAUCAGGAACUUCUUCUUCUUCGUCGUCUACACAGAAUCUUCACUCUCAGAAUCACAGUCACCAAAACGGCGUCGGAUCUAACAGCUCUCGUGCUUCUACGUCAGUUAGCUCCGUUGCUAGAUCACUGCUUCCGGCUCGACGUAGGCUUCGGCUCGAUCCAGCUAACAGUCUCUACUUCCCUUAUGAACCGGGAAAGCAGGUGAAGAGUGCUGUAAAGAUUAAGAACACUAGCAAAUCUUAUGUUGCAUUUAAGUUUCAAACUACUGCACCAAAGAGCUGCUACAUGCGACCUCCCGGAGGCGUUCUCGAACCCGGUGAAAGUGUUAUUGCCACUGUCUUCAAGUUUGUGGAGCACCCUGAGAACAACGAAAAGCCUGUGGACCAAAAGAGCAAAGUUAAGUUCAAGAUCAUGAGCUUGAAGGUAAAAGAAGGAGUAGAUUACGUACCUGAGUUGUUUGAAGAACAGAAGGAUCAAGUGACUAUUGAACGUAUCCUACGGGUGGUGUUCUUGGACCCAGAACGACCUUCUCCAGUACUGGAAAAACUAAAACGUCAGUUGGCUGAAGCCGAGGCAGCAUUAGAAUCUCGCAAGAAACCUCCAGUUGAAACUGGGCCUAAAGUUGUAGGAGAAGGUCUAGUAAUAGAUGAAUGGAAGGAACGAAGGGAGAAGUAUCUCGCUCGGCAGCAGGUUGAGGCUGUUGAUUCAGUGUAAAGCAACUAGUGAAUUUUAAUGCAAGUUCCUUCUUUUGCCAUAAUUGAAAUGUCAAGCCACAUCCAUCCAUUUUCUGCUUUAAUUCUUUCGAAGGAUGGUGGAAAACGGUCAGUGUGGUCCGUCUUGUAAAGAAAAAUAAUCAGUGGGAGGUUUAGUUUCUUCUUCAUGGAGUAAAAGCUUGUUAUGUAAUUGCUUUGGUUGUAUUCUUGUAGAUAUUGCAUUACUUUUUUCUGAAAACCUAUUCUUUUGAA